AUGGUGUUGGAGGGUUUGAUGGUGUUGGAGGGUUUGAUGGUGUUGGAGGGUUUGAUGGUGUUGGAGGGUUUGAUGGUGUUGGGAGGUUUGAUGGUGUUGGGGGGUUUGAUGGUGUUGGAGGGUUUGAUGGUGUUGGGGGGUUUGAUGGUGUUGGGGGGUUUGAUGGUGUUGGAGGGUUGGAUGGUGUUGGGAGCCGUGGUCAGCAGUGGUGUGGUCAGCCGUGGUCAGCCGUGGUCAGCCGUGGUGUGGUCAGCAGUGGUCAGCCGUGGUGUGGUCAGCAGUGGUGUGGUCAGCCGUGGUCAGCCGUGGUCAGCCGUGGUGUGGUACGGAGACAUGGUUCCCAAGACGAUCGCAGGAAAGAUCUUUGGCUCGAUCUGCUCCCUCAGUGGGGUCCUGGUCAUCGCGCUGCCUGUUCCCGUCAUCGUGUCCAACUUCAGCCGCAUCUAUCACCAGAACCAGCGCACAGACAAGCGCCGGGCUCAGAAGAAAGCUCGACUGACCCGGAUCCGAGUGGCCAAGUCCGGGAGCGCCAAUGCUUUCCUCCAGAGUAAACGCAACGGCCUCCUGAACCAACUGCUGGAGCUGACGGGGACUGAAGAGGACGAGCAGAGGCUGAUCCGAGCGACGUCUACGUUACAGAGUCAACACCACCACCUGCUGCACUGUCUGGAGAAAACCACUGCUCGUGAGUUUGUGGAGGAGCACGUGUUUGAGCAGCACUGUUUGGAGACGGCGCUGCAGAAUUACCCGUCCCACAGUCCGUCCCUGGGCUCCGAGGACAGCGGGACGUUCUGCUGCUGUGGACGCAGGACCAGGAACCCUCUGGCCCCCAGCAGCGACACUGUGUCCACACGGGGCCCUCUCCAGGAGCUCAGUGCCCUCCACAUACAGAGCAGCCACUUCAACCUCCACCCCACCAGUCGCUCCAACCUGAACCUCCGAACAGACGACAGCAGCAGGAUUAACUGUAAAAAAAGCGGCAGAGUGACCACAGCGAUAAUCAGCCUGCCCUCGCCUCCCUCGCUGCACCACCACAGCCCCCCGCAGAGACGACCCCCCAUGGUCACGCCCAGCAUCCACACCACCGCAAGCUCCACCCCCACCAGCAUCAUCAAGGUGUCGGCGCUUUGA
Knipowitschia caucasica is the source of this 1131-nucleotide messenger RNA. The record is from the annotation of a GenBank genome assembly. NCBI's taxonomy places the organism in Eukaryota, Metazoa, Chordata, Actinopteri, Gobiiformes, Gobiidae.